AGGUACUUGCCUAGUACUACACUACAAUCCGGGUAUUAUCGCACAAUCUCAUGGACCACAUCGUCUCGUCCAGGUUUCAGAUUCAACUGCACUUGAACGGAGCAUGGAGGCUGCACCUGACCGACUCUCACAGAUCCCGCCAAGUCACUCUUUCAGACUACUUCCUUCGUUGAUGGACUCUACUUGAUUCUCAUCAUCCAACUCGUUUACUGUCUCUAUGGGUUCAACGAUACCUUAUCUUUCAGUCUAUCUUUUCACAUCUUUUUCUCACAUAACCAUCCAUUCGCCUUUGGCUGACGGUUGAAACGUCGUUCCUGUAUUCAACCAAUUUCCUCCGCCCGACCAUUUACGAGGCUUUAUAUUCCAACUUCUAUCCAAUUUCCAACCGAGUUCUACCUUCGUUUGCGUUCCUGAUACCUGGUGACAUUUCCACAUCAUCUCACAAGUUAGCGCUUCAUGACUGAACCACGGGCUCCAUCGCGGAGCGAUGUCAAGACCAGUCCAGCCAAACCUCGAAGUAACCCUAGGCCUUCCUUCAAGAUCGGCGGUUACUCGCGUGGAGACGGACAGGCUUCAACUUCUCAUGUUACACAGCCACGAGCCGCUUUUGAGAAAACCAUCAACUUUAGUGGAAGACGCAUCAUCCACACCGCGAUUCCUUCCACCAAAAUGGCGAGUGCCGCGGCUCCGAACAUUACUCCAACUGAACCAUCAUCCCAAUCGUCAGAACCCCCAGUUUUUGUCCACCAAACUCUAGCAGAUAUCUUGAAUCCUGCAGUAUCUCCAACAAGCAAGAAACGGAAAUGUGACCAGAAGCGAGCAGUUGCUCGCUCCCCCAAGAAAAGAACGGCAACCGUUCUAAGACCAAGUCGGCCCCUGAAGAUAUCGGACCAGGUGAAUGGUGAUGUGUGGCAUCUUAUUCUUGGCUACUGCGAGCCUAGACAACUUCUCGAGGCCAAGUUGAUCAGCAAGGACUUCAACAAUCGCCUGAACGAACAUAAUACGAUUUGGAGGAAAAGCAGACUCGACCAUCUUGGAAAAGACAUUCCCGAAUGCCCAACUGGUUUGACAGAGCAGAAAUAUGUCUAUCUCCUAGUUGGUCGUGGAUGUCAGAACCCCAAUUGCCCUCGAGAUCAGACCGUGAGGGUGGCGUGGGUUUUUCAACUGCGCCUCUGCGCCGAUUGUUUCAAGCAAAAAACCAUAAGAGCCGAAGAUCUUCUCGAACAACGGAGGCACUUUAUCAACCCUGAUCCAAACCAGCCUGCAGAUCCCUCGCCGCUCUGGGGAAGCCUGCUCUCAGACCUGCUCCCACAAGCCCGAACUGACGGUCGGCGCUAUGGCGGCCCUCGCGUGAUCGAUCCGUCCAGAAAUAUGUGGACUCAAGAUGUCUGGCGCCAAUAUGUUUUCCUUGAAUCGGCCUAUACGACCCUCGAAACUGAAUACCUCGCCCUCCGACGAGCGACCCCUUCAAACACCGUGGUCAAAGAGUGGUUAGAGAGUACUUAUGAAAAGGUCAUGGCAUUUAUGAAAGAAGCCAUCGAGCUGGAGAAUUGGAAUGCCAACCCAUCUAAGGAGAAAACAGAUUACUACCAAACUCGAGCCGACUUCUUCGAAGAACGCGCCGCUGCGCUGGACCCCCCCAUUGAGCAAGAUGUUCUAUGGAAUAUGGCUGCGUUUCGUAAUUUUCUCAAGAUCCAGUCACCUCCGACAGAGAGGUCGUGGGCGAGGCUACGGGCACAGAUUCUUCCAUACAGACAGCAGGCCGAGCAGGUAUGCGAGUACAAAGAGGUGAUGAACGCCGUAUCAUUGGGUGACGACGACAUGGAUGAUAUCUCUCAGGAGACAUUGACAUCGUGGCUGAACUUGAAACGCCACCGUCAAGGACGGAAGAAAAUUCCAUGUCAUUAUCAACCUGAACAGACCUUUGUUCUUGGUGUGGCUCAGAAGGAACUGCAACGGUGUCUGGACUCUGGAGUCGCCGAUGAAGACCUCUUGCUUCUCACUCUGCAUAAUGUUUACAUCGCCUACCAGCAGAUCGAAAAUCGUCCCAUUGGACUCAAUUAUGACGAAACCAGAGGGCCUUACAAGCUCAGCCUGGAUGACGCUCGCAUGAUUGUUGAAGAUGUCAUCGAGGCCAGAAUUGAGCCUACAUCACAACGAGGCUCGGUGGUAUUCUGCCACCUCCGUUGCAGAGGAUGUCGCCGGCGAGACUUCACCAAGACAUGGUCGUUUACUGAUGCGUUUGAGCAUAUCCUCGCCACGCACGCGAUCCUAGUUGGCGAAGGCAUCGAAUUCUGGAGAUUUGCGGUGCCCUUUAUGCAGGAAGAAGCAGAUUGGAGGCCGGCGCCAAGCGAAGUCAAUGCAACCAAGUCUAUCGACCGAUUCCCCUGGUAUUCGCAACCUUGGCCCCGAUGCCUCCCUCUUGUCCCAGGCCACCGAGAGUCUUGGGCGCUUGGCAAGUGGCAGCCAUCAAUAUCCGAGACAUAUGUUGAGCUUGAAAAACCGCCCACGAUCUCGGCAUUCCAAGGACGCGGACCGGCGCCGAAUUCACUGGCGGAUACCGAUUUCGUCUCAAACAUUCGAUUCGCUGCACGGGUGCUCAACGGUACGUGGCUCAAUGACGAGUGUCAGAUGAAGAUUGCUUUGACAUAUGCCAUGGAGCGUUGGAAACUCGUUUCCUGGGCCAAACCGCCGCUGGAUAUGUUCACCUCGAGCAUGGCAAGCGUUCAAGAAGUCAACCCGACCAUCAACCUUCAAUUCCGCUGCGGUAUCUGCGUCAAAGAAGGCAUCGUCAAUCAAAAUGCUCGACAGGUCAAAUACCGCAUUGCGGUUGAUGAUCUGCUAGCACACUGGCAGACCAAGCAUCAAGAUCAGCUCGAUUGGACAGAGGCCAUCAACUUGCCGUCCGACAACGAAGUGGAAAGGAUCCUGGACAAGGCGGAUGCGAAAUUGCAACAGGAGAAAGAUGCUGCUCGCCAGAGAUUAUCGAAGAUGGAGGAUGACAUUCGCAAACGACCCAAGUUGAAAAAUAACGUCGUCAUCAAUUCUCGACUGGCCAGAGACGUAUUCGACGAACUCUUUCCACAAACAGGCUUGUUCAGUUCUGAGGGGACAGAAAUUGGACCAAAAGCUUGAGCGUUUAGCAAACCUUGAUGGCAAUUCAUAAAAACACAUAUCGACAUGGCGCCAUGACCGGUACUACGGUGGCAUGAUACUAAUGACUAAGAACUGAGAGAUGACCUGGCGUGGCGUUUCGGACGGCGAUACGGAGCAACGGCGGAUAUGCAUCGGAUUGUGAAGGGAUUUCAGGCAUCGAUGCGGAGUGCACGAGACGUUUAAUUUGAUAGUCAUGGCGAGUCUUUUAUACCCCGGGUUGUUCCACGGGGCGCACUCGGAGUGAGUCUCGUCUCGGGCUCUACAGCAUACAGCGCUAUCAUAAGAAGAGCCCGUGAGGUGAGAGAUGACAGGUGUGCUGAAACUGGCAAUUGUGUCCGAGGUAGAUAACAUCCGCCGUAGCGCAGAAAGUACCCCUCGGUCAUGAUUUCUUUAUGCGGCAUCUGAGAGCGAGCUCGAUGCUCUUCGGGUGUCUCCGGCAUUCGUCGCGAGGUCGGAGAACAGCGGGAUUCUACAUACACAUUGUUCCUGCCAAGACAUCACUCGCUGCUAGAAGCCGAGCUGAUAAAGAUAGAGUGGCAUGGGAUUGGCUCGGUAGCGAUCUAAGCAUCGGUAAGCGGAGCCACUAAGAGGCUGCGCUCUGAUAACGUCAAAGACAUAUGAUGGUCUGA
Molecule: messenger RNA, 3785 nt
Organism: Exophiala oligosperma
Lineage: Eukaryota; Fungi; Ascomycota; Eurotiomycetes; Chaetothyriales; Herpotrichiellaceae
Exons: 3
Coding region: 457-3135 (892 amino acids)
Molecular function (GO): protein binding
Source: RefSeq, a predicted model, not a curated record